This is a messenger RNA of Acanthoscelides obtectus, 1010 nucleotides long. Lineage: Eukaryota; Metazoa; Arthropoda; Insecta; Coleoptera; Chrysomelidae. The record is from the annotation of a GenBank genome assembly.
AUAUAUUAAACAAAAAUGAGGCCAGAGCAGAAAAACAAAAGGAUGUGGAAAACGAGAAAUUCGUAUUUUCUGUUGAUCUUCAAGCUGUUUUAAUGUCUCCUAAAUCUAAUGUUAGUAGCUUAUAUUACAAGACAAAAUUAUGCGUUCACAACCUUUGCUUUUAUAAUAUGCUCAACAAAGAUGGCUAUUGCUUCUUAUGGCAUGAAGGGGAGGGUGGACUAACAGCAGAAGAAUUUUCCUCAUGUUUCUACUCAUUUUUGGAAACAAAAGUCAUACCAGCAAUGGAAAAAGAUAACAGAAAGAUAAUAAUGUGGAGUGAUGGCUGUACCUACCAGAACAGAAACGUGACUUUGGCUAAUGCAGCUUUAAAUUUAUGCAGAAAAAAUGAUAUUACGCUUGAGCAUAAAUAUUUAGAGGUUGGACAUACUCAAAUGCAAGUAGAUUCCAUGCAUGCCACAAUAGAACGUCGUGUAAAUCGAGUAAGGAUAAACGUCCCUGCAGAUUAUGCAUACCACUGCAAAAAAGCUAGAAAAAAUCUUAAGCCCUAUGAAGUAAUGUACUUAGAUCAUUCUUUUUUCCGAUCAUUCAAAAAGGUGGAAGCUAUUAGAAGUAUUCGACCAGGGAAAAAGCUAGGAGAACCAAAAGUAACUGAUAUUCGGGGCCUAAAAUAUACACCAGCAGGGGACAUCUAUUACAAACUUCGGAUGUCUGAUGAAUGGGAAUUACUUCCGCAAAGAAAAUCUCAAGUUGACAUUAUUGCCUGGACAGAGUUGGACCAUCUGUAUAAAGAUAAUAUUCCAAUAUCUGCCCGAAAAUAUUCCGACCUCCAAGAAAUUAAGUGUACCAUUCCAGCAGACUAUCACCAUUUCUAUAAUAAUUUGCCACACCUGUGAAUUAUUAGAUGUUUCAUUUGUUAGAUGUUUUGAUCAUUUUGAAUACGCUAAAAUAAAAGUUCUAAUAAAAAUAAAAGUUGCUAACUCCAAAAUUUCUCCAUUUUUAUUCAAAUGAAC